Molecule: messenger RNA, 3442 nt
Organism: Hordeum vulgare subsp. vulgare (domesticated barley)
Lineage: Eukaryota; Viridiplantae; Streptophyta; Magnoliopsida; Poales; Poaceae
Product: disease resistance protein PIK6-NP-like
Exons: 4
Coding region: 46-2874 (942 amino acids)
Biological process (GO): defense response to other organism
Molecular function (GO): ADP binding
Source: RefSeq, a predicted model, not a curated record
UGUACGCUCCUCAACCAAACAACAAAGCCACUAAAAGAAAAAGCCAUGGCCAUGAGUAUUGCAACGGGCGCCAUGGGCUCCCUGCUCCCCAAGCUGAUCCAGCUCCUCAACGAGGAGGUCAAGCUGCAGAAGGGCGUCAAGGAACGCGUUAGAUCUCUUGAGCAAGAGAUGAGGAGCAUGCAAGCUGUCCUCCAAGUGGUGGGCGAGGUGCCGCGGGAGCAGCUCGAUGCCCAGGUCAAGCUCUGGGCAGGGGAGGUGAGGGAGCUUUCCUUCAAAAUGGAAGACGUCGUCGACAAGUUCCUGGUGAAUGUCGAUGACGGCUCCGAGCCUGCCGCCAAGUCCAACAAGCUCAAACGGCUCACCAAGAAGAUGGCCGGUUUGUUCACCAAGGGGAAGGAUCGCCACCAGAUUGCACACGCGAUCAAUGACAUAAACAAGCAAGUCCAAGAGGUUGCUGAAAGGCGUGCAAGGUACAAUCUCGACAAUAUUGUCAUCAGGCCUGCAGCCGUGACAGUCAAUCCUCUCCUUCGGGCCCUGUACACGGAAGUGACGGAGCUUGUUGGCAUUGAUGGGAAAAGGGACCAAGCGCUAAUGGAGUUGCUCUCGAACAAAGAUGACGUGUCCAACAAGAAGUUGAAGAUUGUUUCUGUCGUUGGAUUUGGAGGACUGGGCAAAACCACUCUUGUCAAAACUGUGUAUGACAAGAUCAAGGGGGAUUUUGAUUGCAGGGCUUUUGUUUCUGUCGGUCAAAAGGCUGACCCAAAGAAGGUUUUGAUGGACAUCCUUCUUGAUCUUGGCGUGCGAGGAAGUCAACUCACAUUGUUGGAUGAAACACAGCUCGUCAAGAAACUCCUGGAAUAUCUCGAGGAGAAAAGGUACCUCAUUGUAAUUGAUGAUAUAUGGGAAGCAAAAUUAUGGAAAAUCAUCAACUACGCAUUCUCCAGGGGUAACAAUGCUGGAAGUCGGCUAAUCACGACAACUCGUAUAGUUGAUGUAUCUAAAUUAUGUUGCUCGACAACUAAUGAUUCAGUUUAUCCAAUGGAACCGCUUAGUGAUUAUGAUUCCCAAAGGCUCUUUCAUAAACGGAUAUUUUCUCAAGAGAAUGGAUGUCCUCGUGAAUUUGAAAAAGUAUCUAGAGGUAUACUGAAGAAAUGUGGUGGCGUGCCAUUAGCCAUCAUUACAAUAGCUAGUGUUUUGGCUAGUGAUCAGAAAGUAAAUUCACAUCAUGAGUGGCAAGUUUUGCUCGAGUCUAUUGGGUGUGGACUUACCGAAGACCCCAGUGUAGAGGAGAUGUUGAGGAUACUAUCGUUCAGCUACUAUGACUUGCCUUGUCAUCUGAAGACAUGCUUAUUAUAUCUAAGCAUGUUUCCGGAGGAUCACAUGAUCAUGAAAGAUAAGUUGAUAUGGAUGUGGAUUGCUGAGAGGUUUAUCCAAUGUGAAACAACACAAUCUAGUCUCUUUGAGAUUGGAGAAAAUUACUUCAAUGAGCUCGUGAACAGAAGCCUUCUCCAGCCGGUAUCCGAUGAUUAUGGCAUUGUAUGUGCCUGCCGUGUACACGACAGUGUGCUGGAUCUAAUUUGUCUUUUGUCAAGGGAAGAGAACUUUGUCAGUGUAUUGAAUGGUAGCUUGUCAUCUGCGGCCAAUGUGCGCAGGUUGUCUCUCCAGAAGAUUAUCAAAGAAGAACAAGAAACCACACCUCUCGAAUCUGCGAGUAUGCUCCAAGUGAGGUCCAUUGCAACAUUUGUACCUGUUGUUGGUCUGAUGCCUCAUUUCUCAGGCUUUGUUGUUUUACGUGUAUUGAAUUUGAGUGAAUGUUGGAUUGAUAAAGAUAACCUUGGGGAAUUGUGGAAUUUAGUUCACCUGAGGUACCUAGGCCUAUCAGAUACAGGACUUGAUGAGCUCCCGGAAGAGGUUGAAAAGUUGCGGUUUUUGCAGGUUUUGGAUGUGAGUCAAAACGGUGGUAUAGAAAAACUGCCAUCGAGUGUUACUAAACUGAGAAGAUUGAUGUGCCUACUUUAUGAGGGAAGCUGCAAUCGGCUUCCAGAUGGGAUUGGAAAUCUGACAGCAAUGGAAGAGUUGAGUUGCAUCCAUGGUGACUCUCUAAGUAUUGUGAAAGAGAUGGGCAGAAUGAAAAGGUUGAGAAAGUUUGAAAUUAAGUUUGAGCAUAUGAGCUUGGAGUUGGAGGAAGCUUUUGUGAAGUCACUAGGGGAAAUGUCCAACGUCCAAAGUGUAACCAUUAUUAUUGAUGGUGGAUCUAAAAUGAUGGAUCUCUUGGGGGAAAAGUGGGUUCCCUCUCAAGGCCUCCGGGUAUUGAACACACGUCCUGAGAAAGCAUGUAGAUUCUCUAGGCUGCCAGCAUGGAUAAGAGAGAACCCCUCGCGGAUGUCGCAGCUCUCAUGUUUAUACAUUGGUGUGAAGGAAGUGCAACAGGUGGAUCUGGGACUGCUUGGAAGGCUGCCGGCUCUUCAUACUCUCAUACUGGAGAGCCUCCGCCAGGGGCCGCUAUUGGUCGAAGCUGAUGGAUUCCGUUGUAUAACAUUAUUCAGCUUGUGGUCCGGUUCGCCGGGCCAAGUCGUGUUCCAGCCAGGAGCUUUGCCCAAGGCGGAAGAGGUUUGGCUCCGUACCGGUCUGCCCGUCCCAAAAGAGGAAGCAGACGGCAACAACGGCAGUGAAUUGUUUGACACGGGCAUCGGUAACCUGCAGCCUUCCCUUCGGAGUGUCCGUGUCCAAUUUUGCACUUCGCUGCUUCGAAAGGAGGCCGAGGAAGCGAAGUCUGCACUGAAGACUGCACUCAGUGCCCAUCCUAACCGCCCCUACUCUUGCCUCUCCGUACAAGUCAACAUCGGUAACGAGGACGACGGUGGGUGGGUGUGAAGAACCUGCUCGUCUUCACAUGCAUGCAGGAUGUCAUUGUCUACCGAAGACUUGCGCGCCUCUGCAGUAUGGCCGACGACAACAUCAAUCGGAACACUUGCUGUUCGUUGAGCUUCUUUGUUAAGCUUACCUCUUGUCUUAAACCAAAACAGAAAAAUACCAAAAAAAGAAGAAGAAGUGGACUAUUUGUUAAGCUUACCUCUUGUCUUAAACCAAAAAAGAGAGGUGGUGGAGGGGGGGGGGGGUGAGAUGAGCUUGCUUUUUCCAAAAUAUAUGUACUUCUAUUUAUUUUAUUUUGCUGUAACGACUAGUGUCAUAUUGCCUGAAGCAAAGAAAAUCCAAAAAAAGUAUAGGUUUUACGUUUUAUGCAAUUUGCUAGUUUUUUUGGAAGGUCUGGUCUGUGGGUGGAUUUUUACAGGGUGUGGGAGGUGAGGGAACCCCGCCUAUGGUAUUGAUGCUAAGCUUUUGCUUAACAUUAUCCAUAGCCGGUCCCAAGCCCGGAUAAAGGAGGAGGGUCCCAUCAUAUAUAUAUACUUUUUGUUUGACCAAAACAAUAUUAAUUCUUUAA